AUGAUGGUCCUGUUGGUGUGGAUGGGCGGAUUCAGAAACGUUUCGUAUGUACCAAGAUGGUUUGCAUCCGCCGUGAGUAGUUACCCAAAGAAGCCUAUGACUAAAUACGUUCGAUUUUCUAAAGAACAGCUACCCUUAUUUAAAGCACAAAACCCAGGUAUGAAAAAUCAAGAACUUAUUAAAAAAAUCGCCCAACUGUGGAGGGAACUUCCUGAUGCAGAGAAAAAAAUGUAUGAAGAUGCUUACAAAGCAGACUGGCAGGCGUACAGAGAAGAGAUAAACAGAAUUCAAGAUGCUCUAACUCCAAGUCAGAUUAUAUCUUUGGAAAAAGAAAUCAUGCAAAAACGUUUAAAAACGAAAGCACUAAUAAAAAAGAGAGAGUUAACAAUGCUUGGAAAACCGAAAAGACCUCGCUCAGCUUGUAACAUGUAUGUAGCUGAAAGGUUCCAGGAAACUAAGGAUGUUUCAUCACAGGUAAAGAUGAAGAUUGUAAAUGAAAACUGGAAAAAUCUCCCUACUUCUCAAAAGCAAGUAUAUGUUCAACUUGCUAAAGAUGAUAAAAUUCGUUAUGAUAAUGAAAUGAAAUCUUGGGAAGGACAAAUGGCUGAAGUUGGACGAGAUGAUCUUGUGCGUCGCUCAGCAAAAUUCAAAGAAAACACUGGCCACUAAGGAAUGUUAAAGUAGAAGAUUUGAGUCACGUUCACAAUGGAUAGACACAAGAAACCAAUUAAGUCUCAAUAUUUGAAGCUGUUGUAAAACUAGGAUAAAUUUGGUAAACAUUUUAUAUUUAACUCCUCUUUUUUAGCUCAUGGACUUAUGCCAGUUCAGUACAUUUUUUAUUAGUAUCAUGCUUUAGAAAACCCAAACAGGUAAAAAAAAAGUCAUGCGAAAUUUAGUUUGUGUUUAGGAACUACUGAGGAUCAAUAUAAUCCAUGAAAUGUAGUAGUGAAUCAUUUUACCUUUGAUAAAGGUAAAUCAGACUGUGAAGUUUUAUUAUACUUGAUG
Messenger RNA from Manis javanica (Malayan pangolin), 1005 nucleotides. Lineage: Eukaryota; Metazoa; Chordata; Mammalia; Pholidota; Manidae. The record is from RefSeq and is a predicted model, not a curated record.